This is a messenger RNA of Huiozyma naganishii CBS 8797, 1128 nucleotides long. RefSeq names its product protein-histidine N-methyltransferase (gene HPM1). Gene Ontology annotation, biological process: peptidyl-histidine methylation, to form tele-methylhistidine. The record is from RefSeq and is a predicted model, not a curated record. The transcript has a single exon. Lineage: Eukaryota; Fungi; Ascomycota; Saccharomycetes; Saccharomycetales; Saccharomycetaceae. Gene Ontology annotation, molecular function: protein-L-histidine N-tele-methyltransferase activity. The coding region runs from base 1 to 1128 and encodes 375 amino acids.
AUGAGCUCUCGGGUUCACAGUAACGACAAGAGUACAGAAACCGCGAUGAGUUUCUCGUUUGGGUUCAGUAGCAAUGACUUCAGCGACGACGAAUUGGCGGAGUCCACCAGUGUUGCUGCUUUGGGCGAUGCUUCUGCGAACGGUGCCGCGAAUGGUCAGUUGGGCAGCGCGCUCGAUGACGUGCAACUCGUAGACGAUAUCAGCAUUGUGCAGCCUGCUCAACACAGUCUUGAGUCCCUGCUGCGGGGACUACAAGGCGUGCGGCUCUCGUUCGAGACGGUCGCAUCCCCGGAGACAGGGACGGUGCUCUACAGGAGGGAACUGUUCGAUAUCAAGCAUCAGCUCAUGAGCAGCGAGGGCGACAAAGAACUUGACAUUAUCGUCAACGAGGACCUCAAGAGGAACGUGUACGAAGGUGGACUCAAAUCUUGGGAGUGCUCGCUCGAUCUCGUUGAUUUGUUGUCCGCACGGCGCACGGACCUCGCUGCGGUCUCAAAGGUCAUUGAGAUCGGAUGUGGCACCGCAUUGCCUACAGAGUAUGUCUUCAGAGAGUACUUGCUCUCCAACAGGAAAAACGGACUCACGUUGGUGCUCACAGACUACAACUUUACUGUGCUGCAACUAGCCAGCUUGCCCAACAUGAUCCUCACAUGGGCAAAGGAGACCCUCGACAGGGAUCAAUGGGCGAUGCUCCAGAGGUCCGAGGACCCCACUGUCCCCGUUAUGGACAACGAGUUGCUACUCACUGCUGACUUACUCCAAAGGUUUCGCGAAUCCCUCGCGGAGAGACAUGUCACUCUUGACUUUGUCUCCGGGUCCUGGGGCCGUAAGUUCACAGACAUCGUGCAUUCUUUAUUACCACAGUGUGAGGGGACGACAGCUGCAUCACUGGUACUCACCUCAGAAACCAUAUACCAGCCGGAGAACCUGCCGCUGAUAACAGAGACUUUGCUUGACCUGAAGGGAUACAUCGGGGGACCCACGACGGUCCUAGUAGCGGCGAAGGACAUCUACUUUGGCGUUGGCGGGAGCGUCCUGGAUUUCGAGAAACGGCUGGAUGGCCUGAACGUGCAGUACAACACCACCAAGAUCCAGUCCGGUUUGAAAAGAUCAAUUGUCACCAUCUGA